AUGUCUCUCGAAAACAAGGUGAAAGAAACCCAAACAACUACUGUAACGGCUCCAUAUUCUCGAAGGAGAGUAGGUAAUCCCCUCAUUACAAUUAUAGACUUGUUAUCAAUAUUGAUAGGUGCUUAUGGUGCAUAUACAAACAUAUAUACCGUUGAACUACCAUCUCACCUAGCAAAAGCAGGCCAUUGGCAAUUUUUGACCAAUUUGUCACUUGUUUAUUCCUUAGUAGUGUUUGCAAUUGGAUUUUUCGCCCAUAUUACCAAAUCCAAGACGCUUUAUCAAAUUAAAAACAAUAUUCACCCUAUUGGUUUAGCGUUGGAGCUUAUAGUUGCUGGUAUAUAUUGGCCUUUGCGUGUCUUCUUUCUCCACUUGCUUACCAAGGAUCCAUCAAAGUUUCAAGUACCAUUGUUAACCGAUUUAUCUAUUCAUUUAAUGCCCGUGGUUAGCUUACUUGUGGAUUAUUUGGUAUUUAUGCCAAAAUGGACAAUUAGCAACAAUACUGCGCUAUCGUUCAUGGUUGUACUCACUGUUUUUUACUGGUUUUUACUUGAAAGUUUGAUCGAUAAAGAAAAUGGGGGAAGUUACCCUUACCAAUUUAUGGAUGUAGAAAAGGACUUUCAUCGUGUACUAAUUUUUGCCAUUGUUGCCUUUGUCGCUUACUUCCAAUUCUUAACCAUGAAAAGGGUCUACGACUGGGUCGUUGGUGCUACUGAAGAAGCAUCCAUUGAAAUAGAUAAAAAGCUAGAUUAA
This is a messenger RNA of Lodderomyces oxycetoniae, 750 nucleotides long. RefSeq lists its product as uncharacterized. Gene Ontology annotation, cellular component: endomembrane system; membrane. Lineage: Eukaryota; Fungi; Ascomycota; Pichiomycetes; Serinales; Debaryomycetaceae. The coding region runs from base 1 to 750 and encodes 249 amino acids. The record is from RefSeq and is a predicted model, not a curated record. The transcript has a single exon.